This is a messenger RNA of Neoarius graeffei (lesser salmon catfish), 1840 nucleotides long. RefSeq lists its product as uncharacterized. The coding region runs from base 458 to 1132 and encodes 224 amino acids. Gene Ontology annotation, biological process: positive regulation of cytotoxic T cell differentiation; immune response; positive regulation of activated T cell proliferation. The transcript is spliced from 3 exons. Gene Ontology annotation, cellular component: plasma membrane. NCBI's taxonomy places the organism in Eukaryota, Metazoa, Chordata, Actinopteri, Siluriformes, Ariidae. Gene Ontology annotation, molecular function: tumor necrosis factor receptor binding. The record is from RefSeq and is a predicted model, not a curated record.
CACUGAAGCUGCACCUGCUGCCCUCAGGGCAUCCGAGAUCUGAAGUGUGAGACACUGCAGCAGACUGAGGUAAUGGCGAUCUGGGGGACUCUGGGGGACUCUGGGGGACUCGGAGAGUCUGUGACGGAUUCCGGAGAGUGAAACUGUGAAAGCCGUUGCGGAAAGUCUCCAGUGCGCUCUUGCGCGCUCUCGCUCUCUCUCUCUCUCUCUCUCCGUGGGUGACUCGGGGGCGGAGGCGGAGGGAAAUCCGUUGCUCGUUUCCUCCUUUUCCAGUCUCUGUACAGAUAUAAGUCAUGUCUUUAAGCCUCGGAGAACCCAAACGAGCGCGACACGUCUCCAGACGCACCGCUUUAUUCUAAAGGAUUAAUUCCGAGCGCGCUUUGGGUUGAUACCAACUUUUGGGACUAAAACACCAUCAGCUCUUACUGCUUCUGAUUACUCUCAUCUUCUUCUGACAAUGUCCUCAGCAGACGUGGAGAGCCUCCAGCCCGCCCCCCGGCAGCGCAGCAAGUGUCUGGACGCGUUCCUACUCGGGUCCGUUCUGACCCUGUUCAUCAUGGUGCUGUCCGGAACCGCGCUCGGGUUCUGGGCCAUUAAAGGCCUGCGUGAGAACAUCAAGCUCCAGCCAGACCUGGAGCCCCCUCCACCUGCUUCACUCGAGAGACUUUUCAGAUCACCAAACAAGAUGCAGAGUUUUGCCUACCUUACCGCUGACACCAGUGAAGUGAAAAAUGGCAUCAUGCACUGGAAGCCAGUCAGAUAUGGAAAAACCAACAGCACCAUCGGCUCACACUACAGAUUUAACGCCAACCACCAGACACUGACGAUGCUUAAGGAUGGUACCUACUUCCUGUACAUCGAGCUGAACGUGACAUGCCCUGGUGUGAGCUGCAGCAACGGAUCCCUCAGCGUCACCUUCGAGGAUAAUACACAGCAUGAGCCCCUGUCCUGCACACUUCAUCUUAAGACUAAUGAGCCUUCAGCAAAAAAGUGUUGGACCGUGAUCCCUCAUAUUCAAAGCGAAAACCGACUGAUGGCCAGGAUGCAUGCCAGAGUGUCACCUGGAUGGAAGCUCGAACUGAACCGCUCCGGAUUUGGCAUUUUCCUGGUGGACGGGCUCUGGACAGAGUAGAAGAUGGGACAGAGAUAUGAAGUGUAGUUCGAGCAUGACAUAUGCAACUGUAUGCUAUCGCAGGGUGCUGACUCACUCUUAUGCUUGAAGAGAGUUCCUCAAGGUCAAGAGUCCUCAUUUUUGCACUUUUAACAUCAAUUCUCUGAUGGAAAACGUACUUCUGUAUCACGAUAGCAUCUUAUUAGCACGAUAAACAGAAUCAUGGGACUUCCUUCAAACUCAUGCGAUGAUGGACAACACAAAGCUGUAAAAGUAUUGGCGAUUUGAAGAUUCCAUGAUAACAGUAUUAUGCAUCCUGGAUCAUGUACAAUCAACACUGCUUACUCAGGAAGAACUUUUAAUAAGCACUAUUUAUAUUUUUAUACUACUGUAAUCUAUUUAUAUACUGUUUGUAUAUAUGUAUUUUUAUUGUUCAGAUAUUUAUGUUAUUUGUUGUAAAACUGUUGUUCUGUAAGACAGUGGGUAAUUUUUACUGUUACACAGUAGCUGAAAAGUAGACGUCACUACAGACUACAGCCGCAAAGGUGGCUAAGGGUAGGCAUGAAGUGCAAAUCACAACUCACGCGGUGGCUUGAAAUCGGAGCCGAGGCGUCCUGUAAAGUGUCUUCAUCACAAUGUGGCGAAAAGUAAUGCCUCCCUGACAGAGGCAGUGAUGUGGUUGUUAACUAUUAUUCAGGAUAUCAAGCUAAUAAAAUGAACUUUACUGUA